Molecule: messenger RNA, 889 nt
Organism: Paramecium octaurelia
Lineage: Eukaryota; Ciliophora; Oligohymenophorea; Peniculida; Parameciidae
Source: the annotation of a GenBank genome assembly
AUGACAAAGGCAGAGAAGGCAGCCCUCAUUUUCGGAUUAGGAUCCACUGCUCUUUUGGCUGUAUAUUCAAUUUUGAAGCCAAGAAUAACUCAACGAUCUAAUAGUGAAAGUUUGAUUUAAAGAAGGAACGAAAUAUUAAAUAAGGAUAAUAUUAGAGUGCUUUAUAGUACUAUGACUUUUUUCUAUUUGCAGGGAUAUAGAAAGACUGGAGAGGACUUAGCAUUAUUAAAAGAAGUGCUAGAUGUUGCUAAACCUAAAUUAGUUGCAUUACAAAUAUCUGAAAAACAAUUAGAAGAUGACUACAGACCAAUAUUGAGGAAUCCACACUUGUAGGAAAUAAUGAAGAAAGUGGAUUACCAUCUAAAAACAAAUCCAGAAGAAGUGAAAAAGAUGAAAGAGCUUGACUUUUAUGCAGGAUUAGAGAAUAUAUAUGCAAUUCAUUAUUGUUAAUAGAAUAGCUGUAAAGUAUGAAAUAUAGUAAUUUUAGAUAAUUCCAGCAGAUGAACAUCCAUCAUUUUAUGAUUAACUGUAUACUUAGAAAAUUGGAUUGAAAGAAGUCACAAAAAGUGGAAAAGUUGAAAUACCAGAGAACUUGAAAUAAUUAUAUUAGUCAUAUGAUAUGAGUGAUCUCGAGAAAACAGAGGAUGACAUAAAGGAAGACAUUUAUAUUAAAAAGAGAGCUGACGUUUUUGUUGAUAAAAUCUUACAUGAAUUAACUCCAACUUUUAACAUAAUUCCAGAUGUUCCUUAUAAAGUUUUGGUUGGAGUUGUUGAUCCGAAAUUAUAAAAUGUGAUUGCUAAAGAAUGGAAAUAGAGAUUUCUUAGUAUUUAUGGACAUUAAAUUUUGGAGGAUGAAUAACAUAGUCAAUAACAAUCAUAGAUUUAAUGA